AUGCCUUACUUCAACCCGGUCAAAAGGCCUGUGACGAUAGUCGGCGCAGGUGUCGCCGGUUUAUCACUCGCCCGCGUCCUUUUGUCACGUGGCGUCCCCUCGGUCAUAUACGAAAAAGCAUCAUCCGCACCAAGACACAACUAUGCAAUAACUCUCUACCCUUUGAGAUUACAAUCUCUGCUUAAAGCGCUGCUGCCUAAGGCUAGUGAUGAUAAGACUAGUGUUGAAGCGAAAUUUCGUUCCUCUGUCGGUGUUGGCUCCGAAGGAACUAUGAACCCUUCAAAUGUGGUUUUGCAAGCGAGACGCAAAGGCGCGUUUAGAGCUAAUCGAGGAAGUCUCGAGAGGUAUUUGGCCACGGGCUUGGAUAUCAGAUGGAACUCAGCUGUUGAGAGAGUGGAGAAAGUGGCGAACGGUGGAUGGGUGCUUCAUUUCGAAGAUGGGAAAACGGUGGAAAGUAAGUAUGUUGUUGCUGCGGAUGGAAUUCAUUCUCCAAUCAGACAACUCCUUUUACCAGAUGAAAAGCCAACCGUGAUGCCUUGUGUGGUUUACAGUGGUAAACGACAAAUAUCGAGGGAGGUCUUCGACGCGAGUUUGGCUCAAAAUCUAGCGGGCAACACCCUAAUGGAAUAUUCGUUUGGCCAAACCGUAUUACAAUUUUCUGUCGAUGAGAUGAACCAGGAUCAAGUCUCCGUUAGAUGGACUUUUGUUCGAGAUGCAAAGAAGACGGAUGACCCUCUCUUCAAGCCAGAUAGAUCAUUCGAGGCCGCGACGGAAACUCCGCCGGAGUUAUUUUCAGAGAUAGAAGCCCUUGGAAUAAUGCCGAAGCCAUGGAAUUCAAUUGUCAACGUUGAAUCUAUGAAGGAGGAUAAAACUUACAAUUGGCUGAUGCGGUCGAUAGCUCUUGACCCAGUCGAUGUUCAGAAUCUUCGGCAACAGGGUUUAUUUAUCGUAGGAGACGCAGCAAACGCACGACCUAUUCUAUGGGGUGCAGGUGCGAAUCGAGUGAUGACGAAAAGUUCUUAUUGGGCUGAUGUCAUUGCUGAGGAGAGAGUUCAGCAACUUCAAAGGUCGAGGAAGAGCGAAAACACAGGGUUAGUGGCAGGGUUUAUCGAGGUGACCCGUAAAUACAACGACACGCAUCGUGUGCUUUCUCCGGAAGAAAGUACGGAGAAACGGGCAAAGAGGACAGCGAAACGGAGGGAAUGGAGAAAGCUGCAGAAGGAGAAGAGGAAAGGGAGUCAGAAAAAAGCCGAUGUAAAAGGGUUGGAGAAGAUUCGGAAGUCGAGUGGUCAGGGAAAGCCAGCAGAGAACAAGGAGGUGGAGGAUAGUAAAGUGACUGAUCUUCAAGACUUGGAAGAGGGCCAAAAGCCGAGUGAUCAGGAGAAGGUAGAAGAGACCAAGGAGGUGAAGGAUAGUAUAGUGGUUGAUAGAGAGAGUUUGGAUGAGGAUAAGAAGCUGAAUGGUCAGGAGAAGCCAGCAGAGAAUAAGAAGUGGAGGGAGAGGAUACAGUGA
Glarea lozoyensis ATCC 20868 is the source of this 1512-nucleotide messenger RNA. RefSeq names its product FAD/NAD(P)-binding protein. Bases 1 to 1512 code for a protein of 503 amino acids. The transcript has a single exon. Gene Ontology annotation, molecular function: FAD binding. NCBI's taxonomy places the organism in Eukaryota, Fungi, Ascomycota, Leotiomycetes, Helotiales, Helotiaceae. The record is from RefSeq and is a predicted model, not a curated record.